AUGAUUCGCUUCGUACUUGAAAAUGGCAGUGUUCAGGAAGAGCUGCUAGAUCUCAUUCCAUUAACGGGAAAAACAACUGGAUUAGAUGCUUAUCUUUCGCUGAAAAAUUCAAUCCUAGCACACGAAGUGCCACUGGAGAAACUGGUCGCGGUAACGACAGACGGUGCUCCGUCAAUGACAGGAAAAAUUACAGGAUUCAGUGGACAAUAUUUACGUGACCCAGAUUUUCCACGUUUUUUAUCUUUCCAUUGCAUAAUACACCAAGAAGUAUUAUGCGCGAAAACUUUAAAUAUAAAAACCGUAUUUGAAGUAGUGAAAAAAGUGAUAAAUUCAAUUCGCGCGCGUGCAUUACAGCACCGACUGUUUAAGCUUUUGCUUGAGAAUGCUUCAGCCGAAUUCGCGGACUUCUUGUUACUGUACGAAGUAAGGUGGUUGAGUGCUAGUGAAGUUGUGUUUAGAUUCUUUAAACUUCUUCCAGAAAUAAUAGCGUUUCUAGAAUCUCACGGCGAACACUGCGAGGAGUUGUACGAUUCAGCAUGGAUCUUAGACUUGGCAUUUCUUGUAGAUGUUUUAAAAGAAAUGAACAUCUUGAAUAAAACGUUGCAAUCGCAGCAUGUUGCAGUGUGGACUUGUCUACAAUGGAUUAACCAAUUCCAAAAGAAAAUUGAUAGGUGGAUUAGCAUUAUCCAACGCAGGGCAUUCACCGAAGAAGAGUUAAAAAAUUUUCAACAUGCCAUGGAACAGCAAAGCAUAAUGCUAUCUCCUGAAGUUGAACAUCGAUUUCUUCAAAUUCUAAAAGAAUUAAAAAAAGAUUUUGAAAAAAGGUUUCAGGAUUUUGACAUUGUCAAGCUCAUUUACAAUUAUUUGACGAACCCGCUAAUGGACUUGGAAGUUCCGUAUAUGGAAGAAUUGUGUGCUCAAAUGUCGAAGCUCUUUCAGAUCGAUGAGAACAAAGCGGUCAACGAGAUGAUUCGCUUAUCUACUGCUUUGUGGACUGGAUCGAGAUGUGAAGAUUUUUGGAGGCACCUGGAAUUUUCGGAAUAUCCAAAUCUGAUCACCGUCUUCCACAGAAUAUUAUCUAUAAAUGGAACUACGUGCCGUUGCGAAUCCAUGUUUUCUUUAAUGAACAACAUAAAAUAUAAGACCAGAUCAAGCAUUGAUGAUGGAAAUUUGAAUGAUGUAAUGCAGCUUGCAGUGACAACAUACACUCUUGACAUCGAGGCACUUGCGCAAAAAAUGCGUUCUUAUACCAGGAUGCACUGA
Belonocnema kinseyi is the source of this 1263-nucleotide messenger RNA. Its product is annotated as general transcription factor II-I repeat domain-containing protein 2-like. Lineage: Eukaryota; Metazoa; Arthropoda; Insecta; Hymenoptera; Cynipidae. Bases 1 to 1263 code for a protein of 420 amino acids. Gene Ontology annotation, molecular function: protein dimerization activity. The transcript has a single exon. The record is from RefSeq and is a predicted model, not a curated record.